CCAUAGCAUUGGGCCUGUGUAAACACUGUUAUUUAACUUGAUCCAACUGCGUUUCCGACAAGUUGCCGGGCACAACGAUCAAGAGUUAAUGACGCACCGGUGACUGAUGAAACCAAAGUAACCCUGGAUUUCUCGUAUUUCUAAUGGGGUCCAGACAAAGCGAUGAGAGGUCAAGGCAAGAUUUGGGUUCUAGCAAUGCCGGGUCUAGAGCUAGGGGCAGAGACGAGUCGGAAAUGGACUACGCGGAACUGUUGGCGUAUUUAAUGCGAAGUGGUCAGAUUCGACUGAUUUCCUCUGGACCUGACUUGGAUUUUGGAGACAGCGAUGAUGAUUCACUCAUAGAAUGCUGUCCUCAAGCCGACCUCAAUCCAGACACGAGAGCCAUCGAUGUGAGUGAUUUGAAACAAGAGAUGCUGUUUAGAGCAGGGAUGAAUCACAGUGGGGCACUGCCAAAGGUAACACCAGUCUCCAUCAUGCUGAGCAAGAGAGCCAUUGGAAAAUGUUGCGGCCUUGGUACCUUUUCCAGAGGCGACCGCUCUUUGGUAUCAGAGAGCUUCUUACCCAACUCCAUGCGGACAGUGGCCCAGUACUGCACCAAGGCCUUCUGCGGCAACUACUCCAAAGAUGGCUCUGUCUUCCUCUCGGCAUGCCAGGACCAAACGCUGAGGAUCUACGACACCACCAAUGGCCAAUUCAUGAAAUUCAAAGAGAUCAAGGCACGGAAUGUCGGAUGGAGUAUACUGGACACGGCUUUCAGCCCUGAUGGGAAUUACCUCAUCUACUCCAGCUGGUCAGAGUACAUUCACUUAUGCAAUGUGCGAGGAGAUUUCCAGACCCACGUGGCGUUGGACAUGGAACCAGGUGAUGGCCAUUUCUGUCCUUUUUCGGUACAAUUCUCCAGCAACAACAGAGAAAUCUUGGCCGGUGCGAAUGAUGGUUUCUUAUAUAUAUUUGACAGAGAGAUCAAUAAACGAACAAUGAGGAUAGAUGCUCAUGAAGAUGACAUCAACUCUGUCCGGUUUGCUGACGAGUCCUCGCAGAUCCUCUUCUCCGGCGGGGACGAUGGACUGUGUAAGGUGUGGGACCGUAGGAUGCUGAGCGACACACAGUGUGACCCGGUGGGCAUGCUGGCGGGGCACACGGACGGGAUCACGUGCGUGGACUCCAAGGGUGAUGGACGACACCUCAUCACCAACUCCAAGGACCAGAGUGUCAAGCUGUGGGAUCUCAGGGUCUUCUCUCCUGCCUCGGCAGUCGCCAACUGCAAGAGGGCUGUUGCUGGUCAGCACUGGGACUAUCGCUGGCAGCAGGUGCCCAGGCGAUCAAGAAGAAAAAAUAUCAUCAAGGGAGACACGUCUCUGUUGACCUAUCGAGGUCAUGGUGUCCUCCACACCUGCAUCCGCUGUCAUUUCUCCCCGAUGUUCACAACUGACCAGAAAUACAUCUACUGUGGUUGUGCAACAGGAGGGGUUGUCAUUUAUGAUGUCUUGACCGGGAAGAUUGUGAGGAAGCUGGACGGUCAUCGAGGAUGUGUCCGCGACGUCUCAUGGCAUCCUUAUGAAAAUAACAUCAUCAGUUCAUCGUGGGAUGGAAGUCACGGUUUCUGGGAGUACAAACGAGAUGGGCUUCGGGAUUGGCAACACGACGACUUUCACGAGGAUUCAGAGGAUUCCAGCAACGACGAGGAUGAUAUCUUCCAUACCCUGCGGAAAGCACGCAGGGCGCGUCAUUACCAACAGCCGACAGCAAUCUCAUGAUGCAAAGGCUAAUGCACUGUCAAAAGAUUUGAUUGUCAGAGGACUGUUUGUGAAUCUAACCAACCUGUCUAGCAAAUGCUUUCAAAGUCCAACCAAUCACUACUGUAAGAAAUGUCAAGUAAUCAGGCCUUUUAUGCAACAGUAACUUGAAAAGAAGUAUCUCAGCUGUAUACUUCAGUUAAACCUCGGCAGGAAGAAGCAGUAAGUGGCAAAGUGUCUUGUUUGGCAACGCAUGCUCUAUACCCCAACAAGCUUGACUCCAAUCCUUAAUCUGCAGGAUUUACCCACAUAAUCUUGGGUUCACUUCACCAAACCCCAAGGCCAUUAGCCCUCCAUUAAAAUGUCAGUAUGAUGGUUUGAUUUGCCAUCAAACUGUAAUACAAACUGGCUUUGUUCCGAGUAGUUGUAUCCACAGUCCAUAUCAAGGUCUUUAUAAGUUUAGAAAUUAGUUUGCUAAAUUAGGUGAAAUUUUAGACAUUCGAGUUAUUAUUAGCCCGGCUCAUUUCAAUGGGACUCCUCGUGCUGUUGCUUCUUGUUUGUAUUCAAACGGCAGUAAUUUCCAGCACUAAUAUUAUUUUCAAAAAGUUGACAGCAUAAUCAAAAUAACUUUCUGUAAAGGUCUGUACUGUAGCAAAAGUUCAACUUUCUGGUGGUUAUCUAAAUCAAGUUAAAGUGACAAAGUAAUGGAAUGAUAAGCGUGCAGUGUUUCAUCAAAUCAAAUUUACAUACAUUUCAGUACAGGAUGAGCAGUUGGGAUAUAUAUUGGUGUUGUGGCGUUCACUGCCUUUGACUUUUUUUUUUCCUUUAAUCACAAGUUUUGUAGUGAAUUAUGUUCCCUCUGCACUAGGUCCAGUUCCAGCAUUUAUCAAAGAUAAGUUAGACCAACUGAUCAUUGCCCUUGCCGAAUGUAGAGGCCCACUCAAAGACACAACUUUGCUUCGUGCAGUUUUGUGCACAUUCUGCCAAAAGUAAUCCAUGUACCCUUUAUGUUUCAGGCACAAAUGAGCACCCGCAUUGUGUUGUGGCCAUGUUAAAUGAGACUGUUAUUUUAAAGCUGGGUUGCAGGUGUGGAUUUUGUUCCUCCCAUAUUCUUUGCCUAUGAAAAGGUGUUUUCCCAUGGUAAGUUUUGCGGCAGUGUUAUUUUUGCAGAGAGCACUGUACACCUCGUUUGGGACUCUGUUGACGGCGGAGCAUGUCACCUUCUGUGGCAGAUCUCUUACAAGUGAUCACUCUCAAGUGAUGUUUUUAAAUUUUGAUUAUUUUGUGUGUAUACAUGUUUAUGAUCAAUUGAUCAUGGUAGUGAGCAGACAAGUUGAAGGCUGCCUGUUUAACCCCACUGUUUUUUGCCAAUCAAUUACCUGACACCUGCUUUAGAAAUCAAUUUAGAAAGGCAUCUUGAAAACUUCUUUGACUGUUGCAUUUAUUCCAGCAUGAAGAUACAGGCAUGUACGCUUCAAAUUAACAUCAGAAGAAUAAUCCAAUCUUUCAGUUGGUCUGAAGGAAAUUAUAGACAUCAAAAUUCCCUUGCAAUUUUGAAUAGAACCCUCCACCUGUCUUUAUGAACAAACCUCCAUGAUUAAAACCUGCAAUUGCAUUGCAAUCAGUACACUUUUAUAAAUAAGCCUAGAUUAUAAUUGUUCUCUCCUUCAUUGUAGGUAGAUCAAUGUAAAAGGUAGAUCUAUCUUGUUCCUUGUACAGUAACUUCUUGAUUUUUAUACAUAUAGUGACAAAAUAUUUCAGAACUAUUUAUGGCCAGAUUUAACAAAAUGAAUCUUAAGGCCAUAAGUUUGGUAAUGCGGGCGUUUUACAAUACUGCGCCUCCAAGAGUUUGCAAUGCAUUGGCCAAUCACAGUGCGCAAAAUCUGUGGACCCAAUGCGCGUUUGGAAAAU
Molecule: messenger RNA, 3647 nt
Organism: Acanthaster planci (crown-of-thorns starfish)
Lineage: Eukaryota; Metazoa; Echinodermata; Asteroidea; Valvatida; Acanthasteridae
Product: DDB1- and CUL4-associated factor 11-like
Biological process (GO): proteasome-mediated ubiquitin-dependent protein catabolic process
Cellular component (GO): Cul4-RING E3 ubiquitin ligase complex
Molecular function (GO): protein binding
Source: RefSeq, a predicted model, not a curated record